Molecule: messenger RNA, 489 nt
Organism: Cooperia oncophora
Lineage: Eukaryota; Metazoa; Nematoda; Chromadorea; Rhabditida; Trichostrongylidae
Source: the annotation of a GenBank genome assembly
AUGGGGCCGGGGCGCUUUGCCACGUUGGACACUGGCACACUUACAAAGCGAAGCGAACUAGCCGAAAUGAGACGCGGUGGAAGGGGCAACAUUGGCCAAGGCUACAAGUUGAGCUACUGUGGCAAGGCCAACAGUAAAGGCGUGACCAUUGCCGUAACCUACGCCUCACAAAGCGGUUGUGACGAUGUAGAAAAGGAACAAAUCUGGACUGAACUACAAGAUCACAUUGAAGCGUCGCCGAGGCGAAGCAAUCCUCCUUUGUGGCGACCUGUAUGGUCACGUUGGUGGCGCUCAGAAUGGUUACUACUGCCGUGGCAACAACAGAUACGGAUACGAAACGAAAACGGACGGCUGUGUAAGUCACCUAGUUACAAAUGCAAUCGUGGGCAGAAAAGUCAAGCAGACUUCGCGUUGGUCUGCAGGCGAGAUCUUUGUUCCAUCAGUGAUGCAAUGGUCAUCCCGUCAGACUGCCUUCUACCACAACACAAA